AUAUUUGCUUAAUACUUUAAGGGAAGAUAUAAUUUCCUAAGUGACUUGUAUCAGCUUUGAGUAAAAAUGUAGAAACAUGUAAUAUCUGUCUUUAUCCACACGGGGACGCUUUGACAUUGUUUUUCCUACUCAGGGGUGAGAGGUCGAAGUGGAAAGGUCUUGCUGGGGUUUGACAACCAACCAGUAGUUUUCAUGCAUUGAUGCAGUAAUGUCGACAUCACAUCAGAGCAGGCUGUGAGCAGGUUUAUAAACUGAGGAAGAACAUUGCAUCUGGUCGUCCGUUUAUCUAGGAGGUCCACACCGACCGAGUCUUCUGGAGGGAAUCGUAAAGUUAAAUCAGAGAAUGGAUGCAGCCUGAAGCUCUCUGGAAUGUUGGUGGUUAUCGUUUUUGGCUGUUCGAUGCAUGUCUUGCAUGAUACCUAACGGGGCUUUAUAUGCUGCUGGGAUCAAUGAAGCCUGGGGAGGCUUUCAAGUUGGGCUUUUUUGGAAGGGUUGAAAAGAGGUGUCUGGAUGCUCCGUGGCGCACUGUCCUCGGCCGCCCUGUGCUUCCCAAUGGCCGGGAGUUGACCACAAGCACCAGGAUGACGCUGCGCGAGCAGCUGAGAGGGACGAUCUCGGCGGCCUUUUACCGGCACGGCCUGCUCUGUGCAUCCUACCCAGUCGCCAUCAUCCUUUUCACUUCUGCCAGCAUCCUCACCUGCUGCUAUCCGUUGCUGAGGCUUCCCCUGCCUGGGACAGGUCCCGUGGAGUUCACCACAGGGCUGCGAGAUUAUAGUAUCCCUUCCCAUGAGCCCCAGGGAGACUUGGAACGACCUGACUGGUACCACGGACCUCCGGUCGCCUACAUCCAGCAGGUGUUGGUGAAGGCAGCGGUGUCACCAUGGGACAGCAGCCUUGUGCCGGUGGAUGUGUUUCGGUCACCUCUGGGUAAAGUCUUCAGUCUGCUGGAGGAUAUUCGCAACCAUGUCCACUCCGAUGGCUCUGGCGUUCGAAGCCUGGAAACGCUGUGUCUCCAGGUGACAGACCUGUUUCCAGGGUUACGGCGGAUGCAGUCGGUGCUGCCAGAACAUGGCUGCCUCCUUGUCUCUCCUGGCAACUACUGGCAGAACCAGCGGGAUCUGUUCGACUCGGACUCGGACCUCCUCAAGACCAUUCAGAAACAUGAGCCAAAGGGACUGCACACCUCAGCAACGCUGCGAGACCUGCUGUUCGGCGUCCCUGGAAAGUACACAGGAGUCAGUCACUACAACAGGAAAAGAGUUGUCACAUACACAAUCACUGUGGUUCUUUCCAGCUAUGAUGCAGGCUUUCUGAGUAGCUUGCGGACCCGUCUGAAGCAGCUUCACCCAUCUGCCAACUGCAGCCUGAGAGACGACCACAUGGUUCACAUCCACUUCAAGGAGGAGAUCGGCAUCGCUGAACUCAUUCCCCUCGUCACCACAUACAUCAUCCUUUUCGCCUACAUCUACUUCUCCACUCGUAAGAUCGACAUGGUCAAGUCUAAGUGGGGCCUGGCUCUGGCUGCUGUGGUCACAGUGCUCAGCUCCCUGCUCAUGUCUGUGGGACUGUGUACACUGUUUGGACUGACACCCACGCUGAAUGGAGGCGAGAUCUUUCCUUACCUUGUAGUGGUGAUCGGCCUGGAAAACGUGUUGGUCCUCACAAAGUCUGUGGUUUCCACCCCUGUUGACCUCGAGGUCAAACUUCGCAUUGCUCAGGGCCUUAGUAAUGAGAGCUGGUCUAUCAUGAAGAACAUGGCCACUGAGCUGUGCAUCAUCCUGAUUGGAUAUUUCACUUUGGUACCAGCUAUCCAGGAGUUUUGUCUUUUCGCGGUUGUGGGCCUCGUCUCUGACUUCUUCCUGCAGAUGUUUUUCUUCACAACAGUCCUGUCUAUAGACAUUCGCCGUAUGGAGCUGGCUGACCUGAACCGCCGCCUGCCCGCCGAAGCCGGUCUCCCCCCAUCAAAACCGGGACCUCUGCGAACACGUGAGGUCCCCCCUCCACCACGACCCUCCCCCCACACAAUCACCCUGCAGACUCCGGCCUUCAGGAACCUCAGACUCCCGAAAAGACUGCGUGUUGUGUACUUUCUGGCCCGCACGCGGCUGGCCCAGCGCAUCAUAAUGGCUGGAACGGUAAUCUGGAUCGGUAUCCUCGCCUACACUGACCCGGCUGGAAUCCGCACCUACCUGGCUGCGCAGGUGUCUGAGCAAAGCCCUCUGGGGGACCCCGGAGGAGGCGGUUUAAACCCCCAUCUGGCAGUGGCCCCAGUUUUCCGUGGCGGAGAUCCUACCAGCACCUUGAGCAUCCACUCCGCACCCGAUCCAACUCCUCUACCUGAAAACCAAUCACAGGGCCACCUUGGCCCGGCAGACCCUCUUCCCCAUGCCCUGCCCUCUGUGCCUCAGAUCACCUGGGGGGGCGAAGAUGAGGAGGGAUGGAGGAAACUUUCUUUCAGACAUUGGCCAUCGCUUUUCAGCUACUACAAUAUCACUUUAGCAAAGAAGUACAUCAGCCUGCUCCCGGUAAUUCCUGUCACCAUUCACUUGAGCCCCCAGGAGGCCAUUGACACGCGUCACCCUCAGGAUACGAGGCACCCUCCACCACUGAUCCCUAAAGCUUCUGCAGAUACACAGACAGACCUCACCCUCUACAAGGUUGCUGCUUUGGGCCUGGCUGCAGGGGUCCUGCUGGUUCUUCUGCUCUUCUGCCUCUACCGCGUUCUCUGCCCCCGUAACUACGGCCGAAACGGUGUCAUUCACGGCCGGCGGCGGCGAGGGGACCUGCCCUGUGACGAUUACGGUUAUUCUCCACCUGUCAGUGAGAUCUCACCUCUGCUGCUGAGGGGCCACAGUAUGGACAUUGAGUGUUUGGCUAGUGAUGGGAUGUUGCUGGCUAGCUGCUGUUUGGCGGGACAGAUCCGUGUUUGGGAUGCUCAGACUGGUGACUGUCUAACCGUAAUCCCAAAGCAAGAAUUAAGACGAUGCAGCAGCAGUGGCUGCUGGGAGCAGCGAGACGUCUGGGACACCAUGAGCGGAGCUGCAGAGUCAGAAUGUGCCUGUGAAUCUCGAGACCUCCCCAUCAGCUGUGACGGGAUAUCAGAGGAGGAUUGUUACCCACUGAGACGUCGCAUUGCACCUAUUCGGCCUCCUCUCUUUACUGACCAGCCUGAUCUUACUCCACUCAUCGACACAAACUUCACAUCCCAGCCACCCUCCAACCUCUCCACGCCACCCAGAGGAGGGUUUGACUUUGGAGGCCUGGUAGAACGUGCCUACAUGGAGCACGAGCCUCCAUCACCGUCUACCUACCCAUCUCCUUCCUCUACCUCCUCCUCGCCUCCUUCAGCCACACAGCUCCAAAGAAGUCCGAGCCUUGGGGACACAUCUGGACCCUCAAACCAAGAGAGAGGCUCUGGAGCCGGAACACAAUCGGCUGCAGACUGGGAAAGCUCAGUCUGGGCCAUGGAGCUGAGAGGAAAUCUGAUAGCUGCUGGGAGGAGCAGCGGCAAGCUGGAGCUGUGGGAUGCAGUGGAAGGGUCACUGCGGUGCAGUAAUGAAGAUGGAGUCUCUGGGAUCACAGCUCUGGCGUUUCUUAACAACAGAAUUGUGGCAGCACGACUGAACGGGUCGUUAGAUUUCUUCACUGUUGAGAUGAACAAACCUCUUGGUCUGCUGCAGUACAGAGGUGCCUCCGGGCGAAGCAACAUGCCCCCGUCUCCCUGUUACAGCAGCGAGGACUUGAUCAGCUGCCAGCUUACACGCUCUGUGCAGUGUGCCCACCAGAAGCCGAUCACAGUGCUGCGAGCGGCCGCUGGCAGGGUGGUCACCGGCAGCCAGGACCACACAGUCCGGGUUUAUCGUCUGGAGGACUCCUGCUGCCUCUUUACCCUGCAGGGUCACUCUGGGGGGAUCACAGCCAUCUACAUUGAUCAGACGAUGGUUCUUGCCAGUGGCGGGCAGGACGGCGCCAUCUGUCUGUGGGACGUCCUGACAGGAAGCCGUGUCAACCACGUCUAUGGUCACCGUGGCGACGUCACCUCCCUGGUCUGCACUGCCUCUUGUAUCAUCAGCUCGGGACUGGAUGAUGUCAUCUGUAUCUGGGACCGCAGCACUGGGAUCAAACUCUACUCCAUACAGCAGGAGGUGGGCUGUGGGGCAAGUCUUGGUGUGAUCUCGGAGUCUCUCCUGGUGACGGGCGGCCAGGGCUGCGUCUCCUUCUGGGACUUGAACUUCGGCGACCUGCUGCAGACCGUCUAUCUGAGCCAGAGCGGCGACGGUCAGGGUGUCCGGCAGCUCUUGGUGCUCGACAACGCCGCCAUCGUCUGCGACUUCGGCAGCGAGCUUAGUUUGGUCUACGUGCCCUCUGUGCUGGAGAAACUGGACUGAGGAAGAUGGGCAGCUGGCACCGGUGGGAAACACUCAGAACCUCCACUUGUUGCUUUGGUGGCACUAUCAUCACUUUUUCUAUCAAUUAUGAGAAGUUCAGAUGUUGAGAAAGGAAAAACUCUGAGGGUCAUGGGAUAUGAAAUCAUAUCCAUCAUUCCCUCAUCUUUUUUUUUUAAGAGCGAGCUUGUGUGUUUGUUUCGUUGCUCUGCCCUCAAUGCUGCUGACUCGGACGGGACCUUUUGCGAUCCAACCCUUUGAAAGAGAAAGAUGGAGCAGUUUCCUCUGUUUUAUUUUUAUUCCUGCUGUUCGGUUCACUUGACAACAAAAUGAAGCUGACAGUUCUGCAGCCUGCCGGGAGGAACUGGUGUGUGUGUGUGUGAGAGUGAGUGAAUGAAAACCCAACCCGAUAUAUCUUUUUUUUUUUUUUUAAGGAAACACCUGAGAAGAUCUGAUUUGUGAAGAUGUGUGGGCGUGCGUGGUGGAGAACGGAUGAUUACUGUAAAAAGUAAACCUCCGGUGGAGGAUGUGUUUAUGUAUAAAUCUAUUAUUUAUUAGCGGUAUGUUUUUAAGUAACAGUUUGUUUAUGAGUGGCUAAUCCCAACUCAUAAACUUCAAUAUUAUCAAGUGGAAAUAACUAAAUUAAACAUAGGAAGGUGGUUGGCAGCAUUGAGCCCAUGUUUUUAAACUGGCUGUUUUAAUAUUAAGUUGGAAAGUGUUGGAGGCUUUAGAGGAAAACGUUCGUCUCUGAUGCUGCA
Messenger RNA from Girardinichthys multiradiatus, 5143 nucleotides. Its product is annotated as SREBF chaperone. NCBI's taxonomy places the organism in Eukaryota, Metazoa, Chordata, Actinopteri, Cyprinodontiformes, Goodeidae. Gene Ontology annotation, molecular function: protein binding; sterol binding. The record is from RefSeq and is a predicted model, not a curated record. The coding region runs from base 435 to 4388 and encodes 1317 amino acids. The transcript is spliced from 24 exons. Gene Ontology annotation, cellular component: endoplasmic reticulum membrane; Golgi membrane. Gene Ontology annotation, biological process: SREBP signaling pathway.